This is a messenger RNA of Drosophila biarmipes, 785 nucleotides long. RefSeq names its product transmembrane protein 186. Gene Ontology annotation, cellular component: mitochondrion. The coding region runs from base 74 to 691 and encodes 205 amino acids. The record is from RefSeq and is a predicted model, not a curated record. The transcript has 2 exons. Lineage: Eukaryota; Metazoa; Arthropoda; Insecta; Diptera; Drosophilidae.
ACAUGCACAUCUUACAUUAAUGCUCACUCGUGUGAACAGGACUUAACAUCUGCAAAGGCAAAACAUAAACGAAAUGCUGGAGCUGCUGAGCAGGAUCAGAGCGGCAGGACUGCCGUGGAGGAGCUGCGUGGCCGUUGCUACCACACGGCCGGUGCAGGGACGGCCCUUCUCCACGGAGUUUGCCGGCGAAAGUACGGAUCACGACCACGCCGGAUUCACCGAGUGGAGGACCGUCUACAGUCUGCCGGCUAUAAGGAUAGUGGCCGCAUUUAGUAAGCUGAAGGUCUACCAGGCUGCACUCACGGCAGCUGGAACGCCCAUUGCUUUUGCCCUGGGGAGCGCAGGACAGCUGAGCACAGAUGCACUGGCCAUUUACGGCGCCGUGGGCAUCUCCGGGCUGGUCACCCUCACUCUGGCCAGCUACGCGGCCUCGAAUCUCGUUGGCUUUGUGUACGUGAACGAGGAGCGGGAUCUGGUCAAGCUGGCCUACGUGGAUUUCUGGGGAAGGCGACAGGAGACCCUUCUGGACAUCGGCGACUUGAUGCCUAGCUGGGAGCAGGGCAGGCGGUCCCAACUAAGAUUUGUUUCGCCCGUCUGCCUGCGGAGCGACCCCAAGAAGCGGUACAAGCUUCUAAAUCGAUUUGGCCAUGUCAGCGAUCGGCAGUUGUUUGAGGGCCUCUUCGGAGAUUAAGUAUAGGCUGUGAGUUUCGUUAGUUGAAUGGGAGAAGUGUAUUUGUUUGUUUCUGUUUUUUCAUUAGUAAAAUUCAAUUUGCAAACGAGCUCAA